Molecule: messenger RNA, 768 nt
Organism: Exophiala viscosa
Lineage: Eukaryota; Fungi; Ascomycota; Eurotiomycetes; Chaetothyriales; Herpotrichiellaceae
Exons: 1
Coding region: 1-768 (255 amino acids)
Source: RefSeq, a predicted model, not a curated record
AUGCUCGAAAUCCUGGACAAAGCUCUACAGCGAUUAUACUGGGCUUGGCGAAACCAUGAAGACCUCCCUGAGAACCUUAUCCGCGGCUAUAAAGCAAGUAUCAUAACCAACGACAUCCUACAAGGACUGGGAUUCAAUGUCUCUGAGCUUCACGAACCAGACACUCGAAAAUCGUCAACGGACACAGCAGUCUCCUCCCUCGGAUCUCAGGAUGCGGAUCAGGUACAAUCAGGGAAAACUACGCCGGACGAGGACAUCUUCGGUCCAGCACUCUCGCCCUCAGUCAACUUUGGUUUUGAUCCACCCUCACCGAUUCCUGGUCAAGUUCAAUCAGCAGACACGACUCCUAUCACUCUUGCAGAUCUUUCAGCAUCUCCAUACGAAGCGAUCAAGGUCCGAACGUCGAGUCUCCCGUUUCAGUGGACACGUUUCCCACAGAUCCCUCACCGCGACUCGUGUCAAUUACACCUCGUCUGUCGGAGGAGACGACUUGAACGGCAGACCGGCGUUAGUCGCAAGGCUUCGACUGCAAGCUCUUUGGGAGAAAACGUCUCAGUGCCGAUGUCCAGCAAUGAGUCUAUGGAGGACCUGACCAGUACCUCCUCCCGCAACCUCAAAAAUCAACUAUUGGGAAAGACGGUGAACAUCACCACUUGGACGGGCUCUCCGGUGGGCCACAGAUCGUCUUACGACAGCUACUUGCCGUCAAUGUCACGUAUCAUGGCUGUGGACAGUCCGAUGCAAUAUCAGACCGCUUCUUGGGCGUGA